This is a messenger RNA of Parnassius apollo (apollo), 363 nucleotides long. The record is from the annotation of a GenBank genome assembly. NCBI's taxonomy places the organism in Eukaryota, Metazoa, Arthropoda, Insecta, Lepidoptera, Papilionidae.
AUGAAAGAAGGAGAUGUGGAUAAAAGGGGCUUGAAUCCAAAUCCCAAGAAAAUUAACAAUGAAAAUGUAGUAGAGCAUGUCGAAUCAUUUCAUCCUACGAUAUCGCAUUAUAGACGUGAGCAUACUCCCAAUGUAAGAUACUUGUCUUCAGAUAUUGCAGUGCGAGCAAUGUAUAGUGAUUAUUGUGAGACCCACUGCACUGACCAGGAGAAACUGAUCUCAUACGAAUACUACCAUGAAGUUUCAUUUGAAACUGUUACAUUCAAAUAUCUUCAAGUUGAUCACACAUUUAUGGCUGCCGAUGAAUUUCAUCAUAGAGUAGAAAUGGCUAUGAAAAAUAAAAAAAGAAUUUAUGAUUUCUAA